GCACUGUUACGUGCAGUAGCUUACUACUGCCGUCUGUGUUUCUGUAGUUACUUAUUUAAUAAAGUACGUACUUCUGCUACUACAGUUCACGCUGUAAAGCUUGAUCUUAUUGGGUAACGGCCAAAUGUCGAUUUUUGCAUGUCCAAGGAUAGUUUCAACUUGCUUGUAAAGGAUGCAUUCCAUAGCGGAUGUUGAGUCUGCUAGCUAUUAUGAGCACAUUUUUGAAUAUAAUAAUCCUGACUCUUUCUUUGAUUUAAGCACGCCAGUAUUAGUGGACAAAUGCCCCGAAACCUAUCGAACCAUCUUUGACAAACCUAUUGGCUCGCACCAUAAUAUCGACGAACUUAAACAGUGGUGGAGCAAUCAAAAAUCAGAUCAUAACAUCGAUUACCGUUACAAUUUAGAUAAAAUUCGUGCCAUUCGUCACCAUUUAACAAAGCUCAUCACGAACAGAAUUUCAGAAAUGCAAUGGAGCUCUACUCACUUGCAGAAGUCUUCCUCCGAAAUCGGCCUGAUGAUGCCUUUAAUACACAGCAGCCGUUCACCGACAACUGCUCGGUCCGCAAAAAGUCCACAUCGGGUGCCAAUUACGCCAAAACUCCAUUCAAAAAGAGCUGAGAGGAAACUAUUUAAUGAUGAUAACGUUGCAAACAGCAUUUCUAUGCCGCUCAAAACAGAAGGCCUUUCACCUAUGUUUACUGGCAAUGAAGAUACGUGUAGAAGACUAUCAUCGUCGUCCCAUGGCUCUAUAACCAUUGAUCUUAGCGAAAAUUCUAGUACUGCCUCUAGUCAUGACAUGUCGUCCCUACAAAGCAGUGCCACGUUCUAUCUACGCGGAAAUGAAAAUCCACCUUCUCUAUCGUCCAACGAAUCCGAAUUUGCUGUUCCCAUGAUUGGACAACGAAGUCCCUCCCUAGAAGAAUCACUGUGUCAAGAAGUGAAUCGACGCAGUUGCGAAUUCCGCAAAGUAUCACACAGUAAUUCAAGGUCCAGUUACCUCACCGGCUUCGAGCAAGUCGCGGUGACGCUGGAUUACGAAGAAGAAGGUGAUAUCUGUAUUACGCCUGCAGAGAUUGAAUUCGGUUUACAGCAGCUGAUUGACGAUUCCGUGCAUAAUUUGACUUGGGCCACAAAAACUUUAUUCAAGUAUCGCUCCCUCGUGCAAAGUCGUCAGCGAUUGGCGGAACUAAAGCACGAAAGUGCUACAUUUUUGCCCGUGACCUUCGACGAACCCUGCAGGUUCUUCGUUUCCACGCCACAGUUGCCGUCACAAAAGAGAUUAUCAAAAGAGGCUAAUAAGAGAGACAUUGUAUCGUUGACUUCGGUGCCCCAUGCAUUACACGAAGAAAAAGAAUACCGUCACGCGGAUCCGGUAGAGUCGAAAACCACUUUCAGCGAGUGCGAAGGAGAAAAACAAAUAUCGUUUCAGAAACGUGACAUGAACAAUUCGCAUACGCAAAAAGAAAGCGAUCGCGAAGCACCAAAUUUAUCACACACUCCCGCCUCGAUGGACGACGUUUUCAAAAAUCGGAUACCAAAGAUGGUGGCCAAUCAGACUCUGACGCCUGCACAAUCCCAUAUACAAAAAGCAGAGCAGAAUUACUCUGAAAAGCAGGAAAUUAGCGAUUAUUCUCCUGGCAUCUUUACGGAGGAUCAUCCUACCGAAUGGGGGCAGACAUUCGCACUUGGUGCGGUGCCUUGCUCGGAAAGCAAUGCGAUUUCACCAUUGUCGGAUUGUUCUUCCUGCACUCUCGAAGCAGAACCAUACGAAAUGAAUAUUCACUUUACCAAGCGGCUAAGCAAAGAUUCAGAGCAUCAGAAUCACCCUGACGUACAACUAGAUUUUCGCUAUCUGAAAUCUUGUGCUGACUUCAUGCAAGAACUGGAAGCAGCUAGUGGCAAAAGAUGUUCUGCUGAGCCGCCGUCCUCACAAUGGCUCUCCACCGAUAGUUCUGUCCGAGUUGCGCCUCGAUUGCAUCAUUUUAAAUCAGCGCGUCCGUCAAACUUGUACAAUGAAAGCAGUGCCCCAGCGACCAGUCGAGCGCCCUCGGUUUCGGACGAAAACUGUUUAGAAUCCCAUGCGAUUUCGGACGAAAAUGGCAUCGACUUCGAAGAGGGAGCAGAAAACGGGGCACAACAAUCGCUGUUAAUCCAUUUACCCAUAAUGACACUUCUCGAGAAAAACGAACCUUCCGCCAAACUGUCAUUCAAUCAAUCCAACGAAAUGACUUCAACGUGCAUAUAUUUUUACUGGAAUCAUAAUCUGAAGCAAUUCGGAUUAGAUAAACGUCGUGCCGCAGGAAUAUAUGCAAAAAUUGAGAUGUUAGAGAAAUGCAUGAAAGGGAUUUUAAACAGUGACUCCGCGGCAUCUCGGAGCCGAAUACAAGCGAACGAUCUGUCCAGAAAAGUUAUUGAAAAUCUUUGUUUGUCGGGGGAAUAUCUUCAAAUCUGGCCACGCAGUCAUCCCGUCGAAGCAAGAAGCAUCAAAUUAAUGGUUAUCGUUCCAGAUGUUUUGUGUGAGGGGAUUUUUGAGGAAAAUUUACGGGAAGGAUUGUAUUAUCUGCGUAAUAUAAUGCAGAGCAAAGAUAAAGAAAUUUUAAUUAUUUCUAGUAAAUAAACCCCGCAGUGCUCCAAUUUCGAUCACUUCCUGCUACAGUAAAACCUGCCUCUUCGUAAACCUGGUAACCAAAUACACAUGGAA
Molecule: messenger RNA, 2701 nt
Organism: Paramacrobiotus metropolitanus
Lineage: Eukaryota; Metazoa; Tardigrada; Eutardigrada; Parachela; Macrobiotidae
Exons: 3
Coding region: 173-2617 (814 amino acids)
Source: RefSeq, a predicted model, not a curated record